AAGCAGAGGCCUGAGCUACCAACCUGGGGAGGGAACCGAGGGCAGUGCUUGAAGCAGUGGGCACAGCGGCUGAAAUCGCGCGUGGGAGGCGGGGGCUCUGGGUGGAACAAGUUGCAGGAUGUCAGAGAAAGAUGUCUCCCGGGACGAGGCGGGCUAAAGCAGGGGUCCUAGUCACCAUGGAGGACCCACCCCCUGAAGAGACCAUGGAGCAGCAGGAUUUGUCCAAGAGGAGUCCCCGCAGUACCAAAGGCGACAUCUGCCAUCUGGGGGCCCUGCAAUGCACCCGCUGCCUCAUCACCUUCGCCAAUUCCAAGUUCCAGGAGCGUCACAUGAAGCGGGAGCACCCAGCGGACUUCGUGGCCCAAAAGCUGCAGGGGGCCCUCUUCAUCUGCUUCACCUGCGCCCGCUCCUUCCUCUCCUCCAAGGCCCUGAUCGCCCACCAGCGCAGCCACGGUCCAGCCGCCAGGCCCUCCCUGCCAGUUGCACCCACCACUGCCCAGCCCACCUUCCCCUGUCCUGACUGUGGCAAGACCUUUGGGCAGGCCGCUUCUCUGAGGCAGCACCGCCAGGCGCACAAGACCCGCGACCCUCCUGGCCCCUUCGCCUGCACUGAGUGUGGUCAGGACUUUGCCCAGGAAGCUGGGCUGCAUCAACACUACAUCCGGCAUGCCCGGGGGGAGCUCUGAGUGCAGCCUCAGCCCUCCCUAGGGCAAUGGAGGCUCUGCAGCCAGUGGGACCCACCUCUGAUAUGGGACAGGCCUUUUGAGGGACUUGCUUCCCUCCCUGGAAAGGCAAAGGGCUCCUGGUAAAUAGGACCCAGAAGAUGCUCAUUUAGAGUUUCAGUCUUUGGAGGACACAAAGACCUUCAGAGUAAUAGGAAAAUCAGACAAUAGGGAGAUCUUUUGUUUAAGAGAAAAAAAAUGAGCAAGAGGGAAAAUUGUUAUUUGUAUCUCCCUCAUUCCCAAUUAAAUAGUUUGAACUCACAAGUAGCUGCAGAUUGUGUAAUCACCUUUAAUUCUGCCCAGAUGAAUGCCAUGGGCUGUAGAAGCAAACUGCCCUGGGUUUGUGCCUGAAUGGGUGGGGACAGGGAAGGUGAGGUGUUGCUGGCAUGUCAGGCCACCAGAUGGGUCCCAGACGGAGCAGCUCAGGCCUCUGGAAUAGGACGGCAAAGUUGGAUGCUGUACUGAGUCAUGCGGAGGUUGCAGUUCACGUCCUCAUGUCCCCCACCCCUGCCAGCCUUGCCCACUCAAG
Molecule: messenger RNA, 1251 nt
Organism: Rhinolophus ferrumequinum (greater horseshoe bat)
Lineage: Eukaryota; Metazoa; Chordata; Mammalia; Chiroptera; Rhinolophidae
Gene: ZNF576
Product: zinc finger protein 576
Exons: 3
Coding region: 132-686 (184 amino acids)
Biological process (GO): regulation of transcription by RNA polymerase II
Cellular component (GO): nucleus
Molecular function (GO): RNA polymerase II cis-regulatory region sequence-specific DNA binding; DNA-binding transcription factor activity, RNA polymerase II-specific
Source: RefSeq, a predicted model, not a curated record